Neogale vison (American mink) is the source of this 396-nucleotide messenger RNA. It is a transcript of the gene S100A3, whose product is annotated as S100 calcium binding protein A3. Gene Ontology annotation, molecular function: transition metal ion binding; calcium ion binding. NCBI's taxonomy places the organism in Eukaryota, Metazoa, Chordata, Mammalia, Carnivora, Mustelidae. The record is from RefSeq and is a predicted model, not a curated record. The transcript has 2 exons. The coding region runs from base 1 to 306 and encodes 101 amino acids. Gene Ontology annotation, cellular component: cytoplasm.
AUGGCCAGGCCUCUGGAACAGGCGGUGGCUGCCAUCGUGUGCACCUUCCAGGAGUAUUCGGGGCGCGGCGGGGACAAGCACAGGCUCUGCCAGGGGGAGCUCAAGGAGCUGCUGCAGAAGGAGCUGCCCACCUGGACCCCGACGGAGCUGCGGGAGUGUGACUACCAUCAGUUCAUGAGCGUCCUGGACACCAACAAGGACCAGGAGGUGGACUUCGGGGAGUUCGUGCGCGCCCUGGCCUGCCUGUGCACCUACUGCCACGACUACUUCAAGGACUGUCCCCCCGAGCCCCCCUGCCCCCAGUAGGCUCCGCUCCCACGGGCGCCUGACACGAGGCCCAGGCCGGGCUGACCCAGGGGGCUAGAGGCGGGUGGGGACCUCCCCAGGGUCCCAGCU